AUGCCUCCUCGUGCGCACUCCAAGACCGCGCGUGUCCCCAAGCGCCCCUUCGAGGCUGCUCGUCUGGACUCUGAGCUGAAGAUUGUCGGCGAGUAUGGCCUCCGUAACAAGCGUGAGGUCUGGCGUGUCGGGUUGACUCUGUCCAAGAUUCGUCGUGCUGCCCGUCAGCUCCUUACCCUCGACGAGAAGGACCCCAAGCGCCUCUUCGAGGGCAACGCCCUCAUUCGCCGUCUCGUCCGUGUCGGCGUCCUCGACGAGUCGCGCAUGAAGCUCGAUUACGUCCUGGCUCUCAAGAUCGAGGACUUCCUCGAGCGUCGUCUCCAGACUUGCGUCUACAAGCUCGGUCUCGCCAAGUCGAUCCACCACGCCCGCGUCCUGAUCCGUCAGCGCCACAUCCGCGUCGGCAAGCAGAUCGUCAACGUUCCCUCGUUCAUGGUCCGUCUCGACUCGCAGAAGCACAUUGACUUCUCCCUGACCUCGCCCUUCGGCGGCGGCCGCCCCGGCCGUGUCCGCAGAAAGAAGGCCAAGGCCGCCGAGGGUGGCGAGGAUGAGGAGGAGGAGGAGGAUGACGAGUAA
Molecule: messenger RNA, 576 nt
Organism: Geosmithia morbida
Lineage: Eukaryota; Fungi; Ascomycota; Sordariomycetes; Hypocreales; Bionectriaceae
Product: small subunit ribosomal protein S9e
Exons: 3
Coding region: 1-576 (191 amino acids)
Biological process (GO): positive regulation of translational fidelity; translation
Cellular component (GO): cytosolic small ribosomal subunit
Molecular function (GO): structural constituent of ribosome; rRNA binding
Source: RefSeq, a predicted model, not a curated record